AACAUAUAUCUCUUUAACACCUUUUGAUUUUCACAUCGCCUUUUCUUGUCUUUACUCGGUUCAAGAAAUGGUUCGAAACCUAAAGAACAUGAUGCUUCGUGGGUUUGGCCUCGUGUGUCUGUUCAUGGUCGUUAACAAAGCCUACGCCAGAGAGUUUGCGGUCGGUGGUGCAAAAGGUUGGACCGUCCCUUCCGGUUCUCAAGUUUACAGUCAAUGGGCAGAACAGAGCAGAUUCCAAAUCGGCGAUUCUCUCCUGUUCGUCUACCAACCAAACCAAGAUUCAGUGCUCCAAGUCACAAGAGACGCUUACGACAGCUGCAACACGGACGCACCAACCGCUAAGUUCGCCGAUGGCAAAACUUCCUUCGCACUAACCAGCUCUGGGCCAUACUAUUUCAUCAGUGGAAACAAAGACAACUGCAAAAAGAAUGAGAAGCUCGUGGUCAUCGUCAUGGCUGAUAGAAACAAGGCCACAUCACCGCCGUCUCCAGCUCCGGCUCCCUCUGGAGAAUCCGCUCCUUCUCCGCCUGUCACAGGAACCGUUGAGAUGACCCCAGCACCUAUGCCUACUCCAUCUCAAGAAACUCCAAACAACAACGCAGCUUCUCCAUCUGCUUCCUUUGUCGCUGCUCUUCUCGGGGCUGCUCUUGCUUCCACUCUAUUCCUACACUAAGAAGUAUUCUCUUUUGUCUUCUGUUUUCACUCUGUAAACAGUCUUUUCCCUUUCUCUUUUCACCCGAGUUUGUGUCAAUUGGUGUUUGUUGUUUGAUUUUAACCGAUUUGUUUCUCAUGUAAAUGAAUAAAAAAACUUCUACUUGUGUGCAUGUUACUGA
This is a messenger RNA of Eutrema salsugineum, 833 nucleotides long. Its product is annotated as early nodulin-like protein 1. NCBI's taxonomy places the organism in Eukaryota, Viridiplantae, Streptophyta, Magnoliopsida, Brassicales, Brassicaceae. Gene Ontology annotation, molecular function: electron transfer activity. Bases 68 to 673 code for a protein of 201 amino acids. The record is from RefSeq and is a predicted model, not a curated record. The transcript is spliced from 2 exons. Gene Ontology annotation, cellular component: plasma membrane.